Messenger RNA from Eruca vesicaria subsp. sativa (arugula), 1174 nucleotides. Lineage: Eukaryota; Viridiplantae; Streptophyta; Magnoliopsida; Brassicales; Brassicaceae. The record is from the annotation of a GenBank genome assembly.
AAAAAAAAAAAAAAACUUCAAAGAGAGAGAGAGAUGAAUGCUCUUGAGAUGCUUUGUCCCUUGUUAUCAUCCCAUAUUCGAAAUACCAAACUUUCCAUUAAUGGCAUCGAACUUCUCCAUCUCCCAUGAUCCUUCUUCCUCCACGUCUCUCCUUUCUCUCCACACCCAAAACUCCAUCUUCCCCUCAAAGGAUAAAGUAAAGCACUUUGAGAGAACCCAGUUGAAAAUUCACUCUCUUUUCAGAAGAAAAGCUGCAAACUUUGAAACGAUGGCAUCAGAGAAGACACAUGGACUAACUCAGGAAGCUAAUGACUUCACUUAUGAAGCUAUGAUUGAUAGUGAAAACAACACUGAUGUAUUCGACGACAUGAAACAACGGUUCCUCGCCUUCAAGAAGCUUAAGUACAUGGAUAACUUAGAGCACUACAAGAAGCUUGCAGAUGCUCAAUCUCCAAAGUUUCUGGUGAUUGCUUGUGCAGACUCUAGGGUUUGUCCUUCAGCCAUCCUCGGAUUUGAACCUGGUGAAGCUUUCACUGUUCGUAAUAUUGCAAAUUUAGUACCUUCUUAUGAGUCUGGACCUACUGAAACCAAAGCUGCUCUUCAAUUCUCUGUGAAUACUCUUGAAGUGGAGAACAUCUUAGUUAUUGGUCAUAGCCGUUGUGGAGGAAUUCAAGCUUUAAUGAGCAUGGAAGAUGAAGGAGACUCCAGAAGUUUCAUACAUAACUGGGUGAUUGUUGGGAAAAAGGCAAAGGAGAGCACAAAAGCUGUUGCUUCAAACCUCCAUUUUGAUCAUCAGUGUCAACAUUGUGAAAAGACAUCGAUAAAUCAUUCAUUAGAAAGGCUGCUUGGUUAUCCAUGGAUAGAAGAGAAAGUGCGUAAAGGAUCAUUGUCACUCCAUGGUGGGUACUAUGACUUUGUAAACUGUACAUUUGAGAAAUGGACCCUCGAUUAUGAAGGAAGCAGAGGCAAGAAUGGGAUUGCUGUUAAGAACCAAUCAGUUUGGUGAUGACUAGUGACCAUCUCAGUCUUCUUUAGGGUUGUCUUUUAUAGUUUUGAGAACUCAUCAGAGACCAUUUUCUUGCAGUUGUGUGUUGAAAAAUAUCAUUUUCUAACUCUACGUUUCAUUGAAGUUUAAAAUGUGAAAGAUCCAUCUCUUCAGGGACUUGAGUUUAUG